This is a messenger RNA of Nomascus leucogenys (northern white-cheeked gibbon), 9353 nucleotides long. RefSeq names its product protein tyrosine phosphatase receptor type E (gene PTPRE). The coding region runs from base 4317 to 6416 and encodes 699 amino acids. The record is from RefSeq and is a predicted model, not a curated record. Gene Ontology annotation, biological process: protein dephosphorylation. Lineage: Eukaryota; Metazoa; Chordata; Mammalia; Primates; Hylobatidae. The transcript has 20 exons. Gene Ontology annotation, molecular function: protein tyrosine phosphatase activity.
AGCAUUGCUUGCAGUUGUGAUGAAUUUGCCGAGUGUCAGAGGAAAAUUGUCAGGCCACAAACUAAUCAUUCUUAGGUGCCUCAUUUAGCAUUCUGUCCAUGUUUAUACCAACUCUACACGAGCGCACACACACACACACACACACGCAAAAUAUUCCACCUUGAGCUAAAUGGAUUUGACCUCUAUUUGUAAAGUGUGCAUUAGCGUGAAAUGGAGGGGGGCUUUCUUUGAGGGUUCAGCAAGCCAUCUAGCCUACAUGCUCUUGUCUUAGAUGCCAGCCUUGGUCUUAAAGAGCCUAGUUUCUAAGGGAAAAUUCAUGUCAUGGACAUCUUGUUUCCAGGAUUCAGUGUGAUUCACUUUUCAUUUCAGGAUGAUGUUGAGUCUCCUGUGUUAUUCCCAGUGUGGACGUGGAGCAGUGACUGAUGUCUAAUUAUUUGGAAGGGAGAGAGCUUCUCUAAGAAGGACAUGCAAUGUUGGAAGCUUCCGUUGCUUGGCAACAUGUAACUUUACCUAUGUUAAACUGCCAGAGGCAGUUUAAAGGGCUAAAGACGCCCAUUCAGGCAAUAGUAGAUUACAAGGAAGAUCUCGAAACCUGCCCCAUCAAAAUCACUUUCCACCAUAGAAAUAAACACCUAAGAGAGGAUCUGGGAUGUGAGUGGUUGCAUGUUGCACACCAGCAAACAGGGUGAGAAAGAAGGCAGUGGUGCCAUUUUUCUGCACUCAUACUGUGUACAUGCCCUGUUAAAGUUGAUUCGAAUUGCUCAUUCCUUACAAUAAAACCUCCAACCAGAGACUCCCCUUCAGAAUGUAUGCCCCUGCAGCUUCCCCCGUUUUUAUGACUGUGGCACCUCACUGGAACCCAUGCCAGCCCCUUCCCAUCCAGCUAGUAUGCCUCCCAGCAUUCAGCUUCAGCCUCCAGCCUUGUGUCAUGUCAGCAGCUGAGCUCAUGAAAACUCUUCUAUCCAAUGAAGGAGGAGGCUGAGAGGUGCACCAGUGGCUGGAUCCAGGCACAUGCAGGCUCCGAGCUCACAGAAACAGGGCCUUCAUGUCCUGGCUGUCGGGAGUUCCUGUGAAUGUUGCAACUCUCAUUUCUUUUUGAAGUGGGUGUGUAAGAAGCGUGUCUGUUCAUUGUGGCAGCCUGAGUUUUGGAGGCCCCACAACAUUCUUUCCUACGUGGAAAGAGUUUUCUUUUUAAUUCAGAAACAACAAACCUUCUCAGCCUCAAACCAGGCCAAUCUUACAGUGUCAUGGCAAAAAAAAAAAAAAAGAAAAGAAAAAAAGGAAGAAAGAAAAAGAAGAAAUUAAAACAUGCAAAGCAAAAAACAAAUAGAAAACAAAGAACACAGUGCAACAGUCAAAAUCAUGUUAACUUAAUGAAUUUGGGCCAAACUUAGAUUUAACAUUUCCUUGAAGUUUGACUUCCAUAAAUCACCUGUCUUUUUCAAACAGCAGCCUCUGAAGUACAAUCCAGCUUAUUUCUCCCCUUUUGAUCAAUGCUCUUCCCAGGAAUCAAACCCAGCUCUUAAGAGCAUUUGUAAUGGAAGCUAAAGACAGCUGACCACUAACUGGCCCUGAACACCCAGGUACACUCUGAGUUUGCCCACAAGGAAAAGUUAUGGAGUCCACAUGCUCCAAAGGGGACUCCAUGUUCAAGGUAAUCUCCCAAGUCCCUCUGCUGCUGCUGGCUGUGAGGCAUCAAUAUCCUCCCACAACCUGGACUCAGGGGCUGCAGCCUCAGAGGACCAGCAUCGUGGAGUUCAAGUUCAGUUCAGCACUUGAAUAGUACAUCCUUCAGGAAACCAGGGCACUGAAGACUGAAAAGCAGAAUCAAUAACAUUCAUGUAUAUUUUAAGGCCAGAGUUCACAAAUUAGAGACCUUAGGAAUUAAUAUAAGUACAUGUACAUGUAUUUGUGGCUAUGUGUACUAGUUACAAAUAAGAGACAAGAAAGGAGAUAUACAAAUAGGAGAACGAAGCAUAUUCAAAAAUGAAUAUGGCAAAAGUUCGAAUGAAUGUGAACUAACAACAAAAAAAAAUAUAGUUUCUCGUUUCUAGGCAUAUUACUUCUGCUUUUUCAAAACCAUUUCUCAAGUUAUUGAUAAUAAUAUGAAUUCUGUCCUUAAACUGCUUAAUGAAGGAGAGUAAAUUAAUGUAUUUUAAGAUGAUCUUUCUGUUUUUAAGUCCCGCUGCUUCCGUCACAUUUACACCAGCACACACGGACACUUCCAUCUGUCCCCAUUCGUCAUCACUGUGAGAUGAAGCUAAGAAUUCGAUUCACUAAGUUUUAUAUAGCCAGUACCAUGUGAAACACAUGACUUGAUUGAAAUGUGUGGUGUGACUGCAAUGGGAAGCAGUAGAACACGCUUCUAGCGGCAGCAAUACUGCACCAUCACCAUGACAACCAGUGGAAAUAAUGGCCCCCUUUGGGAAUAAAAGAGAUCUCAAAUCCUGUUGCAGUCAGUAGCGCUGGCUGUCUGCAGUAGAGAUGGUUUUCAAUGAUUGUUUCAGAAAUUCCUUAUCAACAGAAAAUGAACGAGAAGGGGAGUUUUCAGAAAAUAAAUGGAUUUGCAGACAACUAACGUCAUCAUCGAAGUCACCAAAGAAAGCAAAGCAGAGACUGGGGAAGCUGAGGCUGAAGUAGCAAGGGCAUUCCACCCAGGCUGCUAUUCCAGUCGCUGUGAAAGCCUGGUCGCUGUCUUUGCCAUGCAGAACACAUCUCUGGGAAUGCUGUCGAUGUGUGCCUCCAUCUUUUAAAGGCUUUCCAUUUCUGUCUGGAUUUUUUCUUUAUGGGAGGCAGAAAUAAUAGUGAAUUGAAUGAAAUGGAGUAUACAAGUGUCUAGCACCGUCCUUGGCACAUAGAAAGUGCUCUGUAAACAGUACUUCACAUCAAAUUCUUGGGACAAAUGAAAGUGAGUGCCUGGCGCUGCACAUAGGAAGUGUAAUCGUCUUUUAAAGGAAAAGACGUGGCAGCAAACCAUCCUCCCGACGUGACGUGCUGCGUUGGUGCUUUUACGUCCCUGGUCCUUCUGAAAGACGCAAAAUUGUGUUGGAGCUACUGGUGCACCUUUGUAAGGCCUGCACUGAUGACUGCGCCACUGGGAAGGGCACUUCUUUAUGAAGUCGUCAUAUUCUCAGGGAGACUGGUCAACCCAUAGAAUGUGAAAAAAAAGAAGCUAUGUGAAAAAAAACUCCCCCUUGUCACAGACAAGGAGAACUUGGUGAGGCUGGGCAGCUGCAGGAGCCUCGGUUUUUCAGAUAACAGAACAGCGUAGAACUUGAGCGUCCGUUUCCCUUUUCGUUUUAGGAAGUGCUGUAGAAGAGGGCAAAGAGAUCUUUCAUAUGAGAAGGGAUUUCUGCAAAGCAGCAUCGUGCCUGAAAUAGCAUAGUUCUUUACGCUGAGAGAGAGGGAAGUGGGAAUUUGAUGUUCAACGGGUUUAAACUUCCAGUUACAAGAGAUGAAUAAGUCCGAGAGCUCUGUCGUGCCACAUCAUGCCUGUAGUCACCGAGACUGCGCUGUACACUUGUUUGUUAAAAGGGUAAAUCUCAUGUUAAAUGUUGUUACUACAAUUAAAAAAAAAAAAAAAAAAAAAGCCCUAGACUGUAUUUGCGGAAAGGCACUAACCAUACAUGUGCUCAAAAGCCCUUUCAAGUUUUCUUCACUUCAUGUUGUAGUUCGAUUUAGUUUUGCUUUGCAAGGAUCCUCAGAAAGUGUAUCAUCAGCAAUGACUUUUAUUUUAAAACUCAAUGUGAACCACGGGGGGAAAUCAUGAUCAACGUUGUUCAUUGCCGUUUCUUCCUCCCUGUGGGCUGUGAAUCCAACUCGCCCUGGGAGCAGGGUGCUCUCGCCUUCUGUUCCUCGCUGAGCUCAGUGCACAGAAGCAUUCUGCUUACCCAGCUGGGACUGCUGACUGCACCAUCGAGCACGCGGGUUGCACUGUUCUCAGCAGCUACACUGGAUUAUAUGCCACCUUUCUUACUGACUAAUUAUGAACUUAAAAAAAAAAUCACUCUGCUGCUGUGAAUUAUACAUUUAUUUUUAAGCAUUUAUUUCAACUCGAGAUGAGCGGUCUCUCCUGUAAAUUUCUCCCUGCUGGAUCUUUGCUCUGGUUUCUGAUGACAUAGUGUGAGUGCCGGCAGCCGCGAGCCUCAGAAGGAAAAUCACAAAGGGAAUACCCAGUAAAUAAUGUACUGCCUUUCGCAUCAGUAGCCUGCUUGGAAAUGUUCAAAUUAUCAGCCCAGGAGACUCCAGUGCUGUGGACAUGGGUCUGAAUGAAUUGAUCACCCAGGGGCUACUGAGAACGCGGUGCUCUGUCCACCAUGGAGCCCUUGUGUCCACUCCUGCUGGUGGGUUUUAGCUUGCCGCUCGCCAGGGCUCUCAGGGGCAACGAGACUACUGCCGACAGCAACGAGACCACCACGACCUCAGGCCCUCCGGACCCCGGCGCCUCCCAGCCGCUGGCCUGGCUGCUGCUGCCGCUGCUGCUGCUCGUCCUCGUGCUCCUUCUCGCCGCCUACUUCUUCAGGUUCAGGAAGCAGAGGAAAGCUGUGGUCAGCGCCAGCGACAAGAAGAUGCCCAACGGAAUCUUGGAGGAGCAAGAGCAGCAAAGGGUGAUGCUGCUCAGCAGGUCGCCCUCAGGGCCCAAGAAGUACUUUCCCAUCCCCGUGGAGCACCUGGAGGAGGAGAUCCGUAUCAGAUCCGCCGACGACUGCAAGCAGUUUCGGGAGGAGUUCAAUUCAUUGCCAUCUGGACACAUACAAGGAACUUUUGAACUGGCAAAUAAAGAAGAAAACAGAGAAAAAAACAGAUAUCCCAACAUCCUUCCCAAUGACCAUUCUAGGGUGAUUCUGAGCCAAGUGGAUGGAAUUCCCUGUUCCGACUACAUCAAUGCUUCCUACAUAGAUGGUUACAAAGAGAAGAAUAAAUUCAUAGCAGCUCAAGGCCCCAAACAGGAAACGGUUAACGACUUCUGGAGAAUGGUCUGGGAGCAAAAGUCUGCGACCAUCGUCAUGUUAACGAACUUGAAAGAAAGGAAAGAGGAAAAGUGCCAUCAGUACUGGCCCGACCAAGGCUGCUGGACCUAUGGAAACAUCCGGGUGUGCGUGGAGGACUGCGUGGUUUUGGUCGACUACACCAUCCGGAAGUUCUGCAUACAGCCACAGCUCCCCGACGGCUGCAAAGCCCCCAGGCUGGUCUCACAGCUGCACUUCACCAGCUGGCCCGACUUCGGAGUGCCUUUUACCCCCAUUGGGAUGCUGAAGUUCCUCAAGAAAGUAAAGACGCUCAACCCAGUGCACGCUGGGCCCAUCGUGGUCCACUGUAGCGCGGGCGUGGGCCGGACGGGCACCUUCAUUGUGAUCGAUGCCAUGAUGGCCAUGAUGCACGCGGAGCAGAAGGUGGAUGUGUUUGAAUUUGUGUCUCGAAUCCGUAAUCAGCGCCCUCAGAUGGUUCAAACAGAUAUGCAGUACACGUUCAUCUACCAAGCCUUACUCGAGUACUACCUCUACGGGGACACAGAGCUGGACGUGUCCUCCCUGGAGAAGCACCUGCAGACCAUGCACGGCACCACCACCCACUUCGACAAGAUCGGGCUGGAGGAGGAGUUCAGGAAAUUGACAAAUGUCCGGAUCAUGAAGGAGAACAUGAGGACGGGCAACUUGCCAGCAAACAUGAAGAAGGCCAGGGUCAUCCAGAUCAUCCCGUAUGACUUCAACCGAGUGAUCCUUUCCAUGAAAAGGGGUCAAGAAUACACAGACUACAUCAACGCAUCCUUCAUAGACGGCUACCGUCAGAAGGACUAUUUCAUCGCCACCCAGGGGCCACUGGCACACACGGUUGAGGACUUCUGGAGGAUGAUCUGGGAGUGGAAAUCCCACACUAUUGUGAUGCUGACGGAGGUGCAGGAGAGAGAGCAGGAUAAAUGCUACCAGUAUUGGCCAACUGAGGGCUCAGUUACUCAUGGAGAAAUAACGAUUGAGAUAAAGAAUGAUACCCUUUCAGAAGCCAUCAGUAUACGAGACUUCCUGGUCACUCUCAAUCAGCCCCAGGCCCGCCAGGAGGAGCAGGUCCGUGUAGUGCGUCAGUUUCACUUCCACGGCUGGCCUGAGAUCGGGAUUCCGGCCGAGGGCAAAGGCAUGAUUGACCUCAUCGCAGCCGUGCAGAAGCAGCAGCAGCAGACGGGCAACCACCCCAUCACCGUGCACUGCAGUGCCGGAGCUGGGCGAACAGGUACAUUCAUAGCCCUCAGCAACAUUCUGGAGCGAGUAAAAGCCGAGGGACUUUUAGAUGUAUUUCAAGCUGUGAAGAGUUUACGACUUCAGAGACCACAUAUGGUGCAAACCCUGGAACAGUAUGAAUUCUGCUACAAAGUGGUACAAGAUUUUAUUGAUAUAUUUUCUGAUUAUGCUAAUUUCAAAUGAAGAUUCCUGCCUUAAAAUAUUUUUUAAUUUAAUGGUCAGUAUAUUUUGUAAAAAUCAUGUUAAUUUAUUUCAUAGUUGACAUUAAUAUCUUCCCUAAUUUCUUUGUAUAUAUUUUGUUAUGCCUUAAAGGCCACCUGCUAUAAAGUUGUUAAAUCUUAAAUAUGCUUUUUAAAAAUUGGAAUAAUGUAUUAAGGUCAAAUAAUAUCCCAUAAAAUAUAUAUUUCUGCUAAUAUUAGUAAAUAUCUGAAUUUUUCAUUAGAUUCAUAUCAUUUAAUUUCACACAUUCAACACCUUUGGAUGUUGUGAUCUUAAUAUGCGAAGUGUGUGCCUCUGCAAGAUACUAAGCACAAAGCUCACAUUAAGAAAACAGCUGAAGACUCAGAAGUCAGUUGAAAAUGCACUUUCCUAACAGCGAUUUCACAACCCCGAACAGCAGCAUUUUGGGGAGGCAAACUGUUCGUGAUGAUACAAUGUAAAUGGGGACUUCUGUAAAGUUCUCAGUUUGGGCCCAUGUGGUUUAUCUUUACAUUUUAAAGAUCAAAGAAGUCUUUACAACCUGAAUCCAGGUCUAAAACACACUAGAGUAGCUGGUGAUUAUAAGUAAUAUUUUAAAAUGCUGUGUCUACACCAUGAAGACUGCGUCUACACUAUCUUGGCUGGACGAGAAGAGAUGUAAAUGCUGGGUGGUGCCGUUGACCCAUGGCCUUGGGUAGAACAAAACCAGCCAUCGGAGUUGCACCCUGAAGCACCACUUGCUGUCCAGCUGCCUGUCGUUUGGCCCAGACAACCCUCAGAAAAUCAAACCAGCUGCCUCUCCCAUUCUCCCCUCCCGUUCUGCCACAGCGGCCUGUGCUGGUCCAGUGCUAUGCCUGGAGGCUCAACACGAAACUUCCCAUCCAAACGUUCAGAUGAACUGAGCGUCUUACACAUGCAGCACAGAGGAGCACACAUUGGGAUAGAAACAGUAGAAUAACCACAGGCAAUUAAACUUUAAAUUUUCCGAGCAGCAUUUUGGUAUUUAAACAUUUCUUGUAAAAAGCUAAGAUUGUUUGUAAGGAAAGAAUCCUUAAAAUCUAGAUUUAUACCAUUUUUUAAAGUCCCACCUUUCAAUGUUUAAUAAAAGAAAAAGAGAAAUCCUUAAUCUAAAAGCUAAAUUAUUUUUUAAUGGAAAUACUACUGGGACCAUUGACACUGGAUAACAGUAAUGAUUCCAUUGCCAGAUAAGAUUGGCUGAUGGGAAAGAAAAAAAAAAAGAAUGGGGUGUGAAUGUACCAACAUUGAAUUUUAUAGCAGUUAUGUUUCUAUGGCCAUUAGGUACCUAGCAGAUGAGCACAAUAUAAACAAGAUAUCUGGCCUACCUUACUACUAAGAGCAUUUAACACGUGCAUUUUUGGUACUUUCGUUUUCUAAAAGCUAUAUAAAGGCCUUAUUUGACAUUUUCACUGAUAACUGAUCGCACCCUCGUGUUGCAGUGUUCGUCCCCUAUUCAUUAAUGGUGUGUGCAAAUGCAACCCCAGGACACAUUAUUGUUCUGAUAGAGGCUCACAGGGAAUCAAGCUUCUCGCCCACUCCACGGCUCCGAGCCCCAUCCAAGGGCAAGACUGGGUGCCCAGCUGGAAGGACGAAAGCACACUUUGUGACCGCCAUCCUCACCAGCUGCACGCCUGGGCUGCACACUGCUGAAUGUGCUUCUCUCUCCUUCUCUGUACAAUGAUUCAGCAUCUCGGUGGAAGAGGAAAAUGGAGCUUUUUGAGGCUCGCCAGGUCCCUUUUGUUUUCACUGUUAAAAUUCCAAACCCAAAGCCUUUUUUUGACUGAAGGAGAAGAGAGGGAAGUAAGCUUCUGUUCAGCACCUGAACCCUAGAAACACAGCCAGUUUGCUAUGAUAAAGGUGACGUUUCUCUGGUCAUUUAUUUGAGAGUUUGAAGUCAGAGUCGAGGGGCACAGGCUUUGGUUCAUGUCUAGGAGCCCUCUAUCAGAAUCCUUGAAGCCCUUCAAUGGUCUAACUGGCAUCUCUUGUAUCAAGAAGUACCUUUAAGGUAGACCUUUUCAGUGUGCCCUCAGGAAAGGGCCCUGCUCAUGAUUUUUUUCCUGUCCCCUGAGACCAACCCCAGGUGUCCGCUGCAGGCGUUCUGCCUGUUCCCAAACCUUUUCCAUUCCAGGAACAGAGGAGAAGCCACUUUCCCCAGGACACAGGACUCUCCCCUCCACUGUCCGGGGCAGCGUUCGCCCUUUAGUGGGGAAGUCAUUACAGCCUCAUGGCCUCUACCAAGGCUCCAGUUCACACGAUCUCCUGGGCCUUGGAGCACCUCACACUGGGGGAAUCAAUCCCUGGGGGACUCAGAAUCUUCUCUGUGCAACCUGGAAAGUUCAUCUCUUCUUUCCUUUCCUUCAGUCAAAGAAAGUCCAUUGUACAUAACAAAACAGCCCCAAACAGCCCAGUGCCAACACCGUUGUUCCUUUCACAUUUUCCUUUGUUGCAUGCAGUUGGGUUCAAAUGCCAAAUAGUGAUUAGAAGACAACCAUUCUGAUCUGUGUGUGAUCUGGUCACUGUGUGACUGCCUUUACGGUUUCUCUCCAUGUGCUAUAUGAAUGAAGAAUGCAUACCAGUGUUUUAAAAGGUAUUUUUAUGUGUUUUUAAACACUUUUUUAAAUGAGCCUGACACCUGUGUUUCAGCAUUUGGAGACAUCCCCAUGUUAUUCUUUUAAGUGUAUAAUUACUGAUACUUUUUCGUUUGUUUAACUCAGUUGUGUUUAAUUUAUGUGCAAUCUUUAUAUGUGUUAUUACAGUUUCAACUAUCAUAUUUUCUUUGAUUACAUUUAUAAUUUGAUCUUGCUCUGAUUAUAAUGCCAGUGAAUGUUGCUGAAUUCUUUGUAUAUGCAAAUUGCAAGAUUUAAACCAUUCUGAUGCAAGGAUAAACCUUUACUUUGACUACCA